This is a messenger RNA of Parastagonospora nodorum SN15, 813 nucleotides long. RefSeq lists its product as hypothetical. Bases 1 to 813 code for a protein of 270 amino acids. The transcript has a single exon. Lineage: Eukaryota; Fungi; Ascomycota; Dothideomycetes; Pleosporales; Phaeosphaeriaceae. The record is from RefSeq and is a predicted model, not a curated record.
AUGGCUGGGCAAAAGACAAAGGCGCGGGUGAAGAGGCGGGAGGUUGAGAGUGGGGAUGGGUGGACGGUGAUUACGCAUGGACUGUCUAAUCUCAAAGUCCGCGGGGAUGAGAAGGAGAAUGGGAAGGGAAAUGCGAAGGGGGGGAAGAAGAGUGUCGCGGGUCAGGUGCCCAAUAGUACGGUCAAGGACCUGACGGCGGAGAAAUUGCUGGCUGAGUUUGAAAUAUUGCAGGAGCGUUGGAAAGGGUGUCCUGUUGCGAGACAGAUGCAGGAAUUGUUCAAGAAGAGGGAAAAGGUGGUGAAGACUGCGGUGUGUAUCGGCAUUGGCAGCUUCGCAAGGGAUUGGGAGCAGAGGUGGAGGAGUUUAUGGCAACUCGUGGCUUUUGUGCAUGUUGUAAGGCUUCUCAGCGAUGACAACGGUAUCACGACAUACGCGCAAGAUCCUGCGUUUACGACGUUGGACAUGGAUUUUCUCAAGCUGCUCGACAUCACGACGGUACAGACGGGAAUCGAGAAGCACAUUUCGACUGAGAGCUUUGUGUUCAGUCCGUUUGUCGAUUGGUUCCUCCUCCUACCCAUGUUUCUGAAGGAAAAGGACCCAGCCGUGUACGUGGGCAACGAGAUCCUUGACGACUACACCACAUACGCGCAGACCGCGGAGAAACAAGCGAAACUAGACGAGUGCAACAACAUCGGCGCGACAUUUCUCUUGGGCCGGGAGAAGCAGAAACUCGUUGAUUUUGAAGGGCAUGCACAUGCAUUGAACGGAAUGGUGGUUUAUUUGAAAGAAGACGAGGAUGGGGAGGGCGACUAA